AUAGUAACUAUCAAAAUAUUAUGAUUGUUUUUAUUUUUUCUAGAUUAUGGAUAAACACACCAGCAGGACUUCAAAGGUAGCUGCCUGGAUAUUAUGGAUCGUAAACUGUUUUGUCAUGGUCAUCUGUGCUUUGCUGGUGGCGCUGGGAUUGUGGAUUAUAUCAUCACCCACGUCACUAGCCUCGGUGUUAGAAGCUUCUGGAAGUAUGAUCAUAAAGUCAGUGUUUGAGGAGGCAGUAUCCCUGCAGGUUGGCAUCGCGUUGACGGCGAUCGCGGUUUUUCUGUUCUUCGUGUGUUUCAUGGGAUUCUAUGGAGCCAUCACCAGGUCACCGUUCCUACUGUUUAUGUACUCUGCCCUGGUGAUACUACUUCUGCUUCUAGAAUGUUCUCUUCUGUAUUAUUUCUCAAGCAAUCUGGUAGAGAAAGGUCUACAAGAUGACGGGCAGUGGACGCACGCGAUGCGUCUUGCAUUCCAAUGUUGUGAACAUAAUGCCUCAGAACCAGAUAUUCGGAAGCCCCCAUGGUCGUGCUGCGGCCCAGCCGCUUAUCCAGAUAACUGUACAAGCACACUUUUAUAUAAGAAGGAUUGCCACGCAUCCAUCUCGGUCUGGUUAGACCGCUAUCUCCUCCCGGUGUACACGUCUCUAGCUGUCAUCCAUGUUGUGUUGGCGUCCUGCUCUAUCCUGAGGCGGUCGUGUCAUGCAUCUCGCUCUUACAGCUAG
This is a messenger RNA of Trichoplusia ni (cabbage looper), 721 nucleotides long. Its product is annotated as leukocyte surface antigen CD53-like. Lineage: Eukaryota; Metazoa; Arthropoda; Insecta; Lepidoptera; Noctuidae. The coding region runs from base 47 to 721 and encodes 224 amino acids. The transcript has 7 exons. The record is from RefSeq and is a predicted model, not a curated record. Gene Ontology annotation, cellular component: membrane.